Arachis duranensis is the source of this 351-nucleotide messenger RNA. RefSeq names its product glycine-rich protein DOT1-like. Bases 1 to 351 code for a protein of 116 amino acids. The record is from RefSeq and is a predicted model, not a curated record. NCBI's taxonomy places the organism in Eukaryota, Viridiplantae, Streptophyta, Magnoliopsida, Fabales, Fabaceae. The transcript has a single exon.
AUGGCGGGAGAUAAGGAUAGAGGUCGAAGUCGUAGACAAGGUAGGGGUCAUGUUGGACAGGCAGGGAGGGGUGGUCAUCGAUAUAAAGCUAGAGAUAGAGAGAGAUGCAAGCAUGAUGAUGAUGACAGUGUUGACGAAGAUGGUGAUGGUGGGGAUGAUGAUGGGGAUGAUAGAGGGCAUCGUGGCGGAGAUGAGGGUUGGAUGGGGGUUGGACUUGGAGGAGGUAAGCAUGGUGGCAGUGGUAGAGGAUCACUUCGUGGAGACUGGUAUGGUUUUGGUGUAGGUGAUGAUACCGGCAAGGGUGGCGGUGGAAAUGGUGGAAGGGGAUUCAAGGAUGUACAUGACAGCUAG